AUGACCGUGAAUUUUUUUUUAUGAAAAAAGUGGCCACCCUGAAUAUUAAUUUUGCAGUAAAAUUAACUGAAAAUAAUUAUUCAAUUAUGGCCCACUGCUUCUUUCCAAAUCAAAUUCGAUCGAUAUUUUUGUUUUCGUUCCCUAUUUGUGUACAACAAUAGUUAUUAUCUAAAGGAAAUGCAAUUUCUCUCAGAACUGUAAUUUCUGGUCCUGUUUGUAGUUUAACAAGGUUAAAGUAUGUAAAUAAACUGCUGGUGUGUGAAAUUAUUUAAACAGGUGCAAAUUGCAUGUUUGCAUGUCGCAAAAGGUUUUGAGUUCAUGUUGUCAUUUCGUCACCUCCAGUUCAAGUUAUUUCUUCGCCUCUUCUUUAGCUUCAAUUUAAGAAUUAAAAAUGCCGGUUGUUUUCAAAAUCAUAAUUUUCUUUCUACCAUCUAUUUUUGCUAAAAGUGACAAAACAAUUUGGUGGAAGUAUCAAAACAUUUAUAGACACGAGACAGUAGAUCGUCAAAUAUUCGAUGUCGCGUCGUAGUGAACUCGAUUAAUUUUGACGUUAAUCAAAUUUUGUUGCUCACUGACAACAAUACUGAUGGUAGUGGUUCUGGGCAACUUGCUAUCGUGAAAAAAAUUCAGCAAAAGUUACCAACAAUCCACUCGAGUUCUUUGCACUUCCAUGAUGAGAAUAUUGAGGAUUUUUUUAAUUUCGGAACGUUGUUAAAUGUACGAGACACGACUUUAAUUAUUAUAAUACAUAAUGGGGAAGAUUACGCAAAAGUCGAGAAAUCAAUGACGCAAAUUGCCCUCUUGUCGUGCGCGAAAAGUCGCCCAAGAUGCUUAAUUGUACACUUUUCGAAAACAGUUGAUGAUAAAGAGACAUUCCUUCGUAAAAUGUGGAUCAGCGAGCAAUUUCUUGAUGUGACGAUAGUUGAAAUUAUCAGAAAGAAAACUAGGAUUCAUCAACUAAAUCCUUUUUUCGGCUACAAGAAUGAAAAGUUCAGUCGAGAGACUGUUUUAUUUCCUGACAAACUACUAAAUAUGAAUCGCUAUCCACUGAAAGUUGGAAUAUUCCAACUACCACCUUUGGCAUACCUGAAAAUGAAUUCCACAGAUCAUCUAAUUGAAACAUUCGGAAAGGAUUCAUACGCAGGGAAAAUAUUCUCCCAACGAAUGAAUUUUCAAUCAAUGAUGUUUGCAACAAAGGAAAACAAUUUUGGCAGAUUUUCCUUCAACAAAAACGAAACAACUGGUUUAAUUUAUAAAAUAUUCCACAGACAAUUGCAAUUUGUAACUGUUACUUCCUUGUCAUUUCACGAUGAUUACGAUCGCGGGAGAAAGAACUUAGAAUUUUACCUCGAAUAUGCAAAAGCUGAAUACGAACAACUUGUUGCUUUAGUACCGAAGUUAACUGAUUCUCAAUCCAGUUCAAUGAGAGCAUCAGUUUUCUACAUAAUUCCAUUUGCAAUCGUUAUCAACAUAAUAAAUCAAAGUCUUCAGCAUUUGUACAAGCUUGAUGCUACCGUUUUCAAUCCAAUGGCGAUUAUUAACAUCCUCCUUGGAAAAUCAUCGGGCAAUGAGCCGCAAAAGUUACAUGAAAGAAUUAUUUUCAUGACCAUGAUUUGGAUGUCUUUCUUCUUCUCGUCGGAAAUUUUCGCAUGGUUCACUGGCGUUAAUCUUGUGAGUGAUAAUCAAUUUAAAAUUAACAGCUUCAAGGAUCUGAAUAAAUCGAAUCUUUACAUUGGUACACAGAUGAAUACAUUCUAUUUGAUUAAUACGACAAAGGAUCAAGACAUCAUUGCGAUGGUUGCUAGGAAAUAUAAACUUUACCAAUCUCCUGAAUUGUGUUUGAAAGAUUUGAUUGAGGAGAAGAAUGUUGCUUGCGUUCUGAAACAAACAAUUGCCGAUUGGUAUUUGUUACAGUACAACAGAAAAGAUCAUGAGGUUCGUCGUAUAGGCAGAAAGUAGAGUAUUUACUUCAAUUGAUACGGGAAUCAGGACUUGCGGAAAGAUGGAAAGUUAAAUUACUCGAUUAUGUGAUGGGGAGGAUGAAAAUAGUGGAUUUGGAAACAAUUGAGAAGAAAGAGAUUGUUCAUGCUAAGAUGUUGUUGAUUUGUA
Molecule: messenger RNA, 2109 nt
Organism: Leptopilina heterotoma
Lineage: Eukaryota; Metazoa; Arthropoda; Insecta; Hymenoptera; Figitidae
Exons: 2
Coding region: 784-1959 (391 amino acids)
Source: RefSeq, a predicted model, not a curated record